Molecule: messenger RNA, 1131 nt
Organism: Eurytemora carolleeae
Lineage: Eukaryota; Metazoa; Arthropoda; Copepoda; Calanoida; Temoridae
Product: zinc finger protein 131
Exons: 4
Coding region: 48-1094 (348 amino acids)
Biological process (GO): regulation of transcription by RNA polymerase II
Cellular component (GO): nucleus
Molecular function (GO): protein binding
Source: RefSeq, a predicted model, not a curated record
AACCCUGGGCAUUUGCGCACUGUUUCUGUUCCAAGCCCUGAACAACAAUGGAAAGGGAGGAAAAGUUUUGCUUAAAAUGGAACGAUUACAGUUCCAACCUAGAGAAAUCUUUCCGGGACCUGAGAACAGAAAAAAUCUUGUUUGACGUAACACUAGCCUGUGAAAAUACACAGGUCGAGGCCCACAAAGUAGUUUUGUCAGCUUGCAGUAACUUUUUCAAAGAUAUUUUCAAAAACAAUCCCCACCCUCACCCCCUUCUCUAUCUCAGGGGGAUAAAGCUAUGUCAGCUGACCUCUCUGCUAGAUUUUAUGUACAAUGGUGAAGUAAACAUGGGACAAAGUGAUCUAACCGAAUUUCUGGCUGUAUCUGGAGAUCUGGAGGUGAAGGGCCUUACUCCCGACGGCGACGUUGUGGAUAAAGAAGCGGCGGGAACUCCUCCUGUAGAACUGAGCGAACCACCGCCCUCGUCACCCACUGCUAAGCGAAGGAAAGUAUCUCCUAGCUUGGUAGUCCGACAUGAUCUUGGACAAUCAACAUCAGAGAAAGAGGAGAGUGAUGGUACUGUUGUCAAAACAGAAAAGACCUUCGGAUUUGAGGAGCAGUUAGAACCGUGUGAUGAUACAGAAUUGCCUUUUAAUGAUUCAAAUAUGGACGAAGAAAACGAUUUCUCGAGAUUCGUCGCGGCCGACGAUUUCAAGUUUGACCAGAAUACCCCAGCAGAUAUGUACGACGAGCACAACGCAAAAGUUGAUCUAAUGGUUCGAUCCAAGAUGAUGGAGACGGGAGACGGUUGGGCCUGCUCCGCCUGUGUGUUCUCCGGAACCAUCAGGAAGGUUUACCAGCAUGUUGAGCUGAAUCAUGUUUCUGUUCAGUACUACUGCCAAAUUUGCCAAAAAGUUUGCAAAACUAGAAAUUCGCUGUUCUGCCACAGAUAUCGGUAUCAUCGGAACAAAACACAGAGCCAAGGGGAGGAGUCGGGAGGGUUCUCACCUCCAAACAAAACCAUCUCUUCAGGCCAAGCUUGUACCGGUAUGAUGAAAGACAUGUUAAAACCUCCUUCGAAUUACAUUCUCGCCAAAAUAGAAAAUAAAUGAAAAAAGCAUCAAAUAUAAGAAUUGUAAUUUUUAAUUA